CUCCUCGAAAGCCAAGGCCAGCCACCCCCACCCGGACCCGCGGCGCGGCCAUGGCGGACGCGCCCGCCGCGGCGUCGCCGCUUCUGCUGCCACGGAAGUCGUCGUCGCCGCCGUCGUCGAGCCACAAGCCGCCGCCGCAGCAGCAGAAGCACUACGCGCGGUGCGCGUCGCACGCGCGGGACGAGCUCCACAGCUUCCGCGCCUGCCUCGGCUGGCUCUGCGUCGACCGCUCCACGGCGCCGCGCCGCGCCGCCUCGUGGGCGGUGUUCUUCCUCCUCGCCGUCGCGGUCCCGUCGGCCGUCGUCGUGUCCGCCCUCGCGCUCCGGGACGACGCCGCCCCCGCGCCGCCGCGGCCGUUCGACGGGCAGGUGCAGGUGUCGCUCACCCUGGCGGCCACCAUCGCGUACCUCUCCCUCACGGCGUUCCUCCGCCGGCGCGGCCUCCGCGAGCUGCUCUACCUCGACCGCCUCCGCCACGACUCCGAGGAGGUCCGCGUGGGGUACAUGGCGGAGCUCGCGGGCUCCUUCCGCGUCCUCGCCUGCCUCCUCUUCCCCUGCGCCCUCGCCGAGGCCGCCUACAAGGCCUACUGGUACUGCGCCGCCCCGCCGUUCCGCUCCCCGUGGUGGUCCGCCGCCGCCUGCGUGCUCGAGCUCGCCUCCUGGGCAUACCGCACCGCCGUCUUCUUCAUUGUCUGCGUCCUCUUCCGGACCAUCUGCUACCUGCAGAUCCUGCGGAUGAAGGGGUUCGUGCGCGAGUUCUGCAGGUUCACCGACGUCGCCGCCGUGCUCGAGCGCCACCGCGUCAUCAGGAAGCAGCUCCACAAGAUCAGCCACCGCUACCGCCGGUUCAUACUCUGGUGCCUCGUCCUCGUCACCGCGAGCCAGUUCUCCGCGCUGCUCGCCACCACAAGGCCACACGCGCAGAUCAACCUCGCCACCGCCGGCGAGCUCGCGCUCUGCUCAAUCAGCCUCGUCGCCGGUUUGCUGGUCUGCCUCCAGAGCGCGGCCAAGAUCACGCACAAGACGCAGGCGAUCACGAGCGUCGCGGCGGGGUGGCACGCCGACGCCACCAUCAACGCCUUCAACAACGACCAGGAGAACCCCAACCCGGACCUGCCGGCCAUCAUCGGCUACAUGGCGCCGGCGAACGCCUACUGGAUGGCCUCCGGCGAGGAGUCCGACUACGAGUCCUCCGCCUCCUCCUCCAGCGACGACGAAUCCGGCGACUCCAAGUACAUUCCUUUCCAGAACAACAACAUCUGCUUCCAGAAGAGGCAGGCACUGGUGACGUACCUGGAGAACAACCGGGGCGGCAUCACGGUGUACGGCUUCGUCGUCGACAGGACAUGGCUGCACGCGCUGUUCAUGAUCGAGUUCUCCCUUGUCAUGUGGCUGCUGGGGAAGACGGUCGGUAUUUCCUGAACCUGAAGCGCGUGCUGCCACCUGUUGAAAUUUCCAGCUCUCCUGCUGCCGCGCCGAGAUUUCUGAAUAUGUUCAAAAAGGUUUCUGCUUCACCUCAUGCUUCCUGGGAUGUACAAAAUCGAGUGCAGAAUUUGCAGAUAGUUCAGUUUGUGUGCCACAUCCGACACAAACAAUGCCAUCGUUCUGAACGUUUACCUUUUUUUUUUGUUCUUACUUUGAGGGAUUCUGAUUGAGCAUUAGUUGUUGCAUGAGAAUAAUGAGAUGGAAUGAUGGAUAGUUACCCAGCUUGAUUUGAUGAGAUAUUAAGAGAACAGUAAUCGGUGUAUAAUGUAAUUCUGUAAAGAAUGAUUUCAUGAAAUGGUUUAGAUUGA
Molecule: messenger RNA, 1792 nt
Organism: Oryza brachyantha (malo sina)
Lineage: Eukaryota; Viridiplantae; Streptophyta; Magnoliopsida; Poales; Poaceae
Exons: 3
Coding region: 51-1421 (456 amino acids)
Source: RefSeq, a predicted model, not a curated record